Messenger RNA from Nylanderia fulva, 2723 nucleotides. The record is from RefSeq and is a predicted model, not a curated record. NCBI's taxonomy places the organism in Eukaryota, Metazoa, Arthropoda, Insecta, Hymenoptera, Formicidae.
UAAUCUUGUCUUGGAGAAAUGAUAUUCUUUCGCGAAAUUGUUUUUCUUACUAUUUAUAAAAAUAGUGUUAAAAGAACCGGAUUCUAUAAUUUAGUUUUUGAAAAAGUUUAGAAUAAAUAAAAUACUCUCUCUGACAUUCAUAUGGCCAAUUAUAUCCAAUCGAUCUGUGACUAGAUGUGACUAGUUGCAUGUUUGAGAUUUUUAAUAUUUUUUUCUAAAAUAGCUCUUUAAUCUAGUCUCUUGCUGCUUUGAUAAUCAGUAUCAUAAUUUUGUUGGAAUUUUCAAUAUAAAGUAUUUUGACUCUAAUAUGACGACUACGAAUCCAUAAUUUAAUUUUUGACUUUUCAACAGUGGUUUCCAUAGUCUUUCUCAAAGUGAGUGAAAUAAACAAUAAGCAAUAAACAGUAUAUGUGUUAUAAUAGUGCUUGCAUAGUCAAUAACAAGAAAUCCAAGGAAAAUGGUGGCAUUCUUUAUGUGAUAGAUUUAAGUGACAAUUAUAUAUUAAAUUACAUACAAGAAUAGAAACUGUAAACAAAAUGAGGGCUAUAUUGAUAUUCGAUCAUCUGAACGAUGUAUUGUUCGCAAAGUACAAAAAAUUUGCGAAUCACAUUUUGAAACUGGCAAAGAUGCAAGGAUUGCUUGAUGAUGAUAAGGAUACUAAAGACUUAGAAAAUUCCAUACCGAGUCCCAACAUCAUAAUGCAGCUGUUUUCGCCAAUUGUUACCUCUCAACACGUGAUGGCUUCUCAAUUUGGAAACUCCUAUACUUCCAUGAAAUUCCAAGAUGGAACAAACAUGGUAUUUGAUGAAUAUAUUGGUUACACCUUCAUAUAUAUUGCCACGAAAGAGGUAGAGCUCAUGAGACGUACGCUGGGAGUAUGUGUAUCCAUUGUACGGCAUGUGUGUGGUCCAGAUAUUGCAAUAUUGAAGACCAACUGGCAGAAAGUGUGCCUGGUAUCUUCUUUGUUGGAUGCGUGGUCUACUUUAAGAAAUUGUGAACAGAGUGUACUGACAGAAGCAGUGGAACAGUUGUCUGUGAAUGCAGAAGUAGCUUCCUCAGUUCUCAAGGUGCUGCAUGAUGCCUGUGACAAGCUAAAGAGUUCACAACCUGAAUUUAGUAAUUUGCAUGUGCUGCUCUUAGUGGGUUCUAAGUUUUUGUCACUGUACUCCAGCAAAAACGCUCAUGAUUUGUGUGCUUCCGAUAUUUUGUUAAUGGUACUACUAUGCUGGGUGAUAAAUAAUAAACGAAAGCAUGAUCGAUUGGAGAGUAAUGACGAUAGUGAAGAUAAUGAUGAUGACAGUGAUAUCCUAUUACCAGAAAGUAGUGCUUCCAAAAGCGAUGAAACGAAAUUAAAUUUUGGAGCUAAACUGGCUACUCCUACUUCAGAGGAUAUUACAAAUCUCUUUCGAGGUUCCAGGGAUUCUUCUGUGAAUGAAGGUUUUUCAUCAUUGACUGAUGAUGAUCUUUAUAGUGAAUUGCUUCUUCUUGGCUAUCAGCACAACUAUACAGCUAAUGCAGUUCACAUUUUCGAGUUAUCAGACUCCAUCAAUCUGAUAACAAUUGUCGAAGCCACAAAUAUUUCCAUUUCUUCAGGAUUAUGUGACAGUUUUCAUUAUUUAAAUCUGAUAAACAACUUGCAGUUUCAACAAGAUCUCGACGAAUUGAAGCCUGCUUUUGAGAACCUCGAUAUAGCAAUAAAAAAAGUGCUGGAAGGAAUAAAAAAAAAUCGUUCUAAUGUUGGUAAUGAUGUCGAUAUGUGUCAGAAGAGAUUGCAAACUAAAUGGGACUUUGUCCGGAAAAAGUACAACGAUUUGUUGCGCUCCAGAGAUCUCGAAGUGGUUCUGCAGAUCGAGGCUAACAUUUCUGGCUUCCUGGAAACUUUGAAAGAAUUAUUACGUUUGACCUGUUUUGAUAGGAAUUUUCUGAAACAAGGAAUCGAUGUUCUAACGACAGUUGGAAGACUUGUGAGACAGAAGCUAAAUGAUUUCAGCGAUUUUCUGAAAGUUAAAGCUCUGAAGAACUUCACUCUAGGAUCUUCCCUAACUAUCAACAAGUAUCUUGAAGAAUUUCCGGGUCUGGUACACUUUAUUUACAUCGACAGGACAACCCAUAGACUCAUUGCACCCACAUUAGAUUUCACGAGUACAGAGACACUCGCACUUACGACAAAAAAAAUUUGGAACAUGGUCGAGCAAAGCAGAAUGCAUUUGCAAAAGGGUCAUUUAUCAGUUAUGUGGAAAGAUACUACAUUCAAUUAUUCCUAUUUUCUGUGGUUCGAGGAUAAUUCUAGUUGUUCACCGCCGAAAUGUAAAGUUUAUCUCAAUUAUGUGAUGAAAAAUUUUCCAGUACCAGGUAUACUUUGUGGAGAUUAUUACAGAAAACUGACAGAGACGUGUUUUCCCAAACUUUCGCCAAGCAAGGUUCGGAUUUACGAAUUGUACUGCGUACAUUUGGGAUUGACCACAUCAACUUGCGUCUUGGAACAUUCCCGAAGGCUGGCAGCCACUAUCUGGGAAGUCACCGGGGUACCGAGCAAUCUUGCAGAUAUAUUCUAAAGCGACAUUUCCCAAACAAAGUCUUUGAUUGACACCAUGUCGUUGUUUCAUUCUUUAGAUCUUGCAUUUCGAUAUUUUUCAAGUCGUUAUUUUAACAUUUGUGUUUUUAAGUAAGAUUUGGAUUUCUGUGAUAAUUUUGUUAUUAUGUUCUUUUAUUUUCCAUUAUUU